AUGCCGCCUUCCAAGACUUACCUCACCCCUCUGGUGAUCCCUCCCCUAAGACCCGACAAGCACACCCACACCCUCAUCCUCCUCCACGGCCGCGGCAGCAACAGCGAGCGCUUCGUCUCCGUCUUCCUCGAGACCACUGAGAUCGCGCACCAUCUAGCAACAACCAAGUUCGUCUUCCCGACUGCCAAGAAACGUCGCUCUACGGUGCUUAACCGGAUCCCGAUCCAUCAGUGGUUCGAUAACUAUUCUCUUGACGAUCCGAAUACGCAGACGGAGAUACACGUCGAGGGGUUAGAGGAAUCCGGUCGGUUUUUGAGGACGUUGGUUGAUGAGGAAGCGCGGUUGCUGGGCGAGUAUGAGGCUAAUGGGCCCGGCGCUGGGAAUGGGUAUGGCCGCGUUGUGGUUGGGGGGUUGAGUCAGGGCUGUGCGGCGUCUGUGUUUUGUCUUCUUGCGGGGUGGGAGGAUGGGCAAGGUACUAAACGACUUGGGGGAUUUGUGGGGAUGAGUGGGUGGUUGCCUUUUGAGAGGGAUAUUUCGGGGUUGUUGGGAUUGAUGGGGGAGGAUGGAGAUGAGGAUACAGGUGACGACGACGAUGAUGAUCCUUUCUUCCACGAUGACGAGGAGAAGGACAUCCCUGCUUCUAUCCAGGCACUGAACCUUGUUCGAGAUGUCCUCGAUCUACCACCCUUGCAAGGGGUGGUCCGAAAUGAAGUCUCCGAGUCUCGUUCACCUCCCACGCCAAAUCUACAAACACCUGUCUUCCUCGGCCAUGGAUCGGCAGACCCCAAGGUGUCGGUGCAACUCGGACAACGAAUGGCGUCUGUCCUGUCUGAGGGUUUUGGGAUGGAUGUGACUUGGAAGGCGUAUAAAGAUUUUGGACAUUGGUACAAGGUACCAGAUGAGAUUGAUGAUGUGGUGCAUUUCUUGAAGGAGAAAGUUGGCAUACCAGGUGUUGGUUGA
This is a messenger RNA of Aspergillus melleus, 960 nucleotides long. Its product is annotated as alpha/beta hydrolase. The transcript has a single exon. Gene Ontology annotation, molecular function: carboxylic ester hydrolase activity; palmitoyl-(protein) hydrolase activity. The record is from RefSeq and is a predicted model, not a curated record. Bases 1 to 960 code for a protein of 319 amino acids. Gene Ontology annotation, biological process: protein depalmitoylation. NCBI's taxonomy places the organism in Eukaryota, Fungi, Ascomycota, Eurotiomycetes, Eurotiales, Aspergillaceae. Gene Ontology annotation, cellular component: cytoplasm.